AUGCUGCAGGAAUUGUCGCAUAUGGAUCGCAUCACCCAACUUCAAGAUGAGAUCCAGCAGCUCCUAACAAUCAUGUCCAGCAGUAUUGCAUACCUCACUUCUCGUGUCAACUUUACGCAGGUUAGCCAGGAGGUACCGAUUACAAAGUCGCGCAAGUCGGACAAGGUCGAUCCUCCGGACGUGUUUGAAGCGAACAAGAAGGAACUCGUCACCGACCUCCUAGUUAAGGCGAAACAGGUCGAAUAUCUCAUACAGUCUCUGCCCGAACCAGAAGCAGAGGAAGUGCAGACCCUCGAACAGGAGAUGUACGAAGCCAAUGCGGAUUAUUACAAUGCUGUGCAGCGUGCCAAGACUCUGCACCAGCAAUUAACGACUGUCCUGCGAACAAUGCUAGACGAGAAGGACAUGCCGGACUGA
Molecule: messenger RNA, 417 nt
Organism: Sparassis crispa
Lineage: Eukaryota; Fungi; Basidiomycota; Agaricomycetes; Polyporales; Sparassidaceae
Product: Mediator of RNA polymerase II transcription subunit 21
Exons: 5
Coding region: 1-417 (138 amino acids)
Biological process (GO): regulation of transcription by RNA polymerase II
Cellular component (GO): mediator complex
Molecular function (GO): transcription coregulator activity
Source: RefSeq, a predicted model, not a curated record